AUGCAGCUUCUCACCCGGUCGGCCUGUAGGCUGGGCAAGUCUUUCUGCACCAACUUGCCUUGGUUGAGACCUGAGUUGGCUUCCCUACAACAUGUUCCUUGCAGGGUUUCCACGCCCCAGCAGGAGCAGAGGAGACACGGCACCACGAUCCACGAGGACGCCCAUCGGGAAAGGAAUCCAUUGUAUCAGUUUUGGGGCACGUGGCACGAGAAGGAUAGAGAAAACUUUACCAACUUUCUGGAAGUCGUAGGGGCUGCCAGACCGUUGUUCAGCCCGUUAUUGAAGAGAAAGAUGGAGAUCAUCUAUAGGCAGCGUGACGAUGGCGAGUGGGAGAAGGAGAUGGGCUUCAGGGACUCGCCCUUGAGAUUUGUGUCCACGAUCGUAUUUAACCAGCAGUUCGACUACGGCGAGAUUGGAAUCCCAGUCGUGUGCACAAUGACUCCGGACGGCAAGUCUUUACGAGAGCUGAUAGAGACCUACGAGGGUCCACGCGUGGUCAUCUCCGUCCAGCAUAAAGUGUCUGGGAAAAAAAUGACCAUUGGUUACAGAGCCAACAAUGUCGUUUUGAAAAGGUUCUUCCAGCGAGUUGCGUAG
Molecule: messenger RNA, 594 nt
Organism: Candidula unifasciata
Lineage: Eukaryota; Metazoa; Mollusca; Gastropoda; Stylommatophora; Geomitridae
Source: the annotation of a GenBank genome assembly